Molossus molossus (Pallas's mastiff bat) is the source of this 1074-nucleotide messenger RNA. RefSeq names its product prohibitin (gene PHB1). The coding region runs from base 108 to 926 and encodes 272 amino acids. Gene Ontology annotation, biological process: mitochondrion organization. Gene Ontology annotation, cellular component: membrane; mitochondrion. The record is from RefSeq and is a predicted model, not a curated record. The transcript is spliced from 7 exons. NCBI's taxonomy places the organism in Eukaryota, Metazoa, Chordata, Mammalia, Chiroptera, Molossidae.
GCGGGGAAGAGGAGGAGCUGUCUGGCGCAUGCGCAGUAUGUGUAGCUGGGGAAUUCUUGUGGAGGUCAGAGUAGAAGCAGGUGUGAGUGGGUCCAGCAGAAGGAGACAUGGCUGCCAAAGUGUUUGAAUCCAUUGGCAAGUUUGGCCUGGCCUUAGCUGUUGCGGGAGGCGUGGUGAACUCUGCCUUGUAUAAUGUGGAUGCUGGGCACCGAGCUGUCAUCUUUGACCGGUUCCGUGGAGUGCAGGACAUCGUGGUAGGGGAAGGGACCCACUUUCUCAUUCCUUGGGUACAGAAACCAAUUAUCUUCGACUGCCGCUCUCGACCACGCAAUGUGCCAGUAAUCACUGGUAGCAAAGAUUUACAGAAUGUCAACAUCACCCUGCGUAUCCUUUUCCGUCCGGUUGCGAGCCAGCUUCCCCGCAUCUUCACCAGCAUUGGAGAGGACUAUGACGAGCGCGUGCUGCCGUCCAUCACUACGGAGAUCCUCAAGUCAGUGGUGGCUCGCUUUGACGCCGGAGAACUCAUCACCCAGAGAGAGCUGGUCUCCAGACAGGUGAGCGACGACCUUACGGAGCGAGCCGCCACCUUCGGGCUCAUCCUGGAUGACGUGUCCUUGACGCAUCUGACCUUCGGGAAGGAGUUCACAGAAGCGGUAGAAGCCAAACAGGUGGCCCAGCAGGAAGCGGAGAGGGCCAGAUUUGUGGUGGAAAAGGCUGAGCAACAGAAGAAGGCAGCCAUCAUCUCUGCUGAGGGCGAUUCCAAAGCCGCCGAGCUGAUCGCCAACUCGCUGGCUACCGCGGGCGAUGGCCUGAUCGAGCUGCGCAAACUGGAAGCCGCAGAGGACAUCGCGUACCAGCUCUCCCGCUCUCGGAACAUCACCUACCUGCCGGCCGGGCAGUCGGUGCUUCUGCAGCUGCCCCAGUGAGGCCGGCCUGCCUGCCCCUCCGCGGGCCGUCUGGGCCGCAGCCCGAGGAUGAGCGCCGCCUUCCUCUGCCCCCACCCCAGAAUCACUGUGACAUUUCAUGAUUGGCUAAAAGUGAAGGAAAUAAAAGUAAAAUCACUUCAGAUCUCUA